This is a messenger RNA of Copidosoma floridanum, 825 nucleotides long. RefSeq lists its product as uncharacterized. Lineage: Eukaryota; Metazoa; Arthropoda; Insecta; Hymenoptera; Encyrtidae. The record is from RefSeq and is a predicted model, not a curated record.
AUGGAAGAGAAAUUCUGGGAGACCUGGGCAUGGUAUGUGGAGAAAGAUAUCAAGGAGAUAGUGAAGAAGCAAGAAGCAAGAAGUGCAAAAGGAAAGCUCGAAGGCGUUGGAUCAACGGUUUGUGCUAGGGCGUCGCACGAGGUCACUGCUCUGAUCGGCUCCAGUGUGGAUAGAGAAUUCGUGAGUUCGCAUGGAUUUUUGGUUCUUGGUGAGUUAUCUCGAGUUAUUCCUUGUAGAGUGACGGAGAUUCCGGACAAUCGGUAUUUGAGUGGAAUUCAGCUUGCUGACGAGCAAUAUAGUUCACCCGGUCGCGUAGAUGCUAUUCUUGGUGCUGACAUUUAUGCCGAUAUAUUGAGAGAGGGCAUACGACGUGGCCCGAUCGGGGCACCGGUAGCUCAACUGACGGUGUUUGGUUGGAUCCUCACUGGACCUGUUGAUAUUAAUUCGGAGAGUCAUUCGACUGUGCACGCUCAUCCCAUUCGUGUUGAUGAGAGUUUAGAUACGUUAAUCGUUAAAUUUUGGGAGAUCGAAGAGGUGCCCGACACUAAAGUUUUGUCAAGGGAUGAUGAAUAUUGUAACGAGUUCUUUCAGCGGACCACCAAACGUGAUCAGUCGGGUCGAUUCAUAGUUCGACUUCCGUUUCGCUCCAAUGCUUUGUUGAGAGAUUCAAAGGAGAUAGCUUUAGCGUGUUUGCUUCGUUCGGAGAAACGUCGGCAGGGAUCUUUCGAAUUACAAAAGGCUUAUGAUAGUUUCAUGCGCGAGUACCAAGAGUUGGAUCACAUGAGGAGCGCAUCGCAGUCGGAAAGGAGCGCGGCUUUGUGUUAA